AUGUUCGCAAUUAUUUCCAUUAUCGUUAUUUUAGUUAUUUUCGCUUAUUUCAUUCAUGAUAAAAAUAAAUUACCAAAAGAACUUGAAGGUAUUCCAUCUGCUUCUAUAUGGCCUACAUUAUGGUCGUUAUUACGAAAAAAGCAUCAUGACGAAAUUGAAGAAACGAUUGCAAAAUAUUCAGGAGGUUACGAUAUUUAUUUGAAUCGCCUUAUUGGUCAAACAGCUAUAAAUAUCAAUGAUCCUACGUAUCUUAAAGAUUUCUUUACAAAUUUAGAGGAUGAUGAUCCUCCAAAAAUUAGUAUGCCUUCAGGAGGAGCUUUGAGCGAAUUUUUCGGUGAUGGUUUAAUUUUUUCGAAUGGAAAUAAAUGGCGAACUUAUAGAAAAUUAGCAAAUCCUGCUUUCAAUAACGCUUUGUCCCCGGAAUUUGUUGGGGAAACUACAUUUGAACUUUUCAAUUUCAUGCAACAAAAUUUAAAUAGACCGGUUGAUAUAUUUGAAAUUAUGCAACGUACCACAAUCGAAUUGCUGGGAAAAUUGGCUUUUGGAUAUCAAUUUGGUGCAAUGCUUGAAAUCUGUCGAAACUCCUCAUAUUAUAAAUCUCAUAAUAGAAAAUUCUUUAAAGCUAAUGAAGAAUUUAAUGAGUUUGUUUCUGACAUUAUAAAGGCAAAAAGAAAUGAAAUUGAAAAUACGAAAGAUUCUAAUAAUGAAAAUUCUAAAAAUGGUAGGAUUGACCUUUUAACAGGUAUGCUACAGCACGCCAACCAGGAGGGAAUUAGUACCGAUUUUAAGCAAUUAAGAGAUGAAAUGGUGGGCUUUUUCGUUGCAGGACAUGAUACAACUUCAAUGGCGUUAAGCACCUCUUUUUAUUUUCUUGCAAAACAUCCGGAAAUGCAAGAAAGGGCGCGGGAAGAAGUAAUUAGCGUACUUGGAAAUGAACCAUUGAUCCCUACAACGGAACAAUUAAAGGCAAUGAAAUAUAUCAAUGCAGUUAUUAAAGAAUCCUUACGAAUUUAUCCUCCGUCUACAGCAAUAAUUCCUCGAAAACUAAAAAAGCCAAAGAAAAUUGGUCCUUAUCUUUUGCCAGCGAACGUAAUUUGUUCAACAAAUAUUUGGCAAAUUAAUCAUCAUCCAAAAUAUUGGGUAAAUCCCGAACAAUACAAUCCUGAAAGAUUUUUAAACAAUGAAAAAAUUCACGCAUUUUCUUGGAUUCCAUUUUCUUCUGGUGCAAGAAAUUG
This is a messenger RNA of Funneliformis geosporum, 1235 nucleotides long. NCBI's taxonomy places the organism in Eukaryota, Fungi, Glomeromycota, Glomeromycetes, Glomerales, Glomeraceae. The record is from the annotation of a GenBank genome assembly.